Messenger RNA from Homarus americanus (American lobster), 996 nucleotides. RefSeq lists its product as uncharacterized. The transcript is spliced from 3 exons. The record is from RefSeq and is a predicted model, not a curated record. Bases 1 to 996 code for a protein of 331 amino acids. NCBI's taxonomy places the organism in Eukaryota, Metazoa, Arthropoda, Malacostraca, Decapoda, Nephropidae.
AUGGCUGAUGAAGCAGAGGAUGUUAGUAAAACAGAGCAGUUGGCAAUAGUUCUCAGAUUUUAUGAUGAAGUAUCACAUUGCAUUCAGGAGUGCUUCAUUUCCUUCACUCCCAUGGUGUCGUUGGAUGUUGCAUCUAUCACGGACGUAAUCUUGAAAAGUUUGGAAAAACUCAGUUUGGAUUACAAAUCUUCACUUGUUGGCUUAGGAUUUGAUGGAGCUUCAGUCAUGAGUGGAGGAAUCAGUGGUGUUCAGAAACGCAUUCGUGAUAAAGCUCCUUUUGCCUAUUAUGUACACUGCUGUGGACACAGGCUCAAUCUGGUUUUGAUCAAUGCUGCUAAAUAUGUGCCUCAAGCAGCCGAAUUCUUCAGUCUGCUUGAAGAACUCUAUAUUUUCGCUUGUAACCCUGUCGUUCAUGAGAGGUUCAUUUUUAUACAACGAGAAAUGUUCCCAGGAGAACAAGUCCGAGAACUGCAGCAUCUGAGUGAUACACGGUGGUGGUGUCGGGCCACCUCAUGUGAAAAUGCUCUGCUGCGUCUCGAAUGCAUAGUAAGACUAUUGAAGGAGACUUCUGCAGAAGACACUGGAGCACGAGCAGUAUCCGCUCGAGGUUUACUUGCGCAAAUAGAUGCAGAAUUUGUUUACUUAUUGCAGUUUUUCUCAGAGAUUCUUGGAAAAGUUGAUAAAGUAUCACAGCAGCUACAGGACAAGCAAGCAGACUUUGGAAAAGCAGCAAUGCUCAUUUCGUCGCUCCGUAAAGAUCUAGCUGAUAAACGCCACUGUAACUUGAUUGAGCAUUACUCCGAGAAGAUUGAUGAGCUCUGUGAGAAAUGCAGCAUUUCACCAACAAAGACACGAAAGCGAACCAGAAAACCUCGACAGAAUGAUGAAUUCAUUGUGCUGGAAAUGACCGGUCAAAGAUCUGACUGCUUCAUGCGAGAGAAGCUUUUUGAAAAUGAAAUUCGUGAAAACAUUCCUAAGAAAUUCCAUGUCCAGUGA